Diospyros lotus (date-plum) is the source of this 6151-nucleotide messenger RNA. RefSeq names its product brefeldin A-inhibited guanine nucleotide-exchange protein 2-like. The coding region runs from base 252 to 5621 and encodes 1789 amino acids. NCBI's taxonomy places the organism in Eukaryota, Viridiplantae, Streptophyta, Magnoliopsida, Ericales, Ebenaceae. The record is from RefSeq and is a predicted model, not a curated record. Gene Ontology annotation, cellular component: trans-Golgi network. Gene Ontology annotation, molecular function: guanyl-nucleotide exchange factor activity. The transcript has 12 exons. Gene Ontology annotation, biological process: regulation of ARF protein signal transduction.
UCAAAAGGCAACCCAAACCCGAUCUAGCAAUUGCGAGCUUCAGUUUCCCUUCACCUCUCUCGCUCUGCCUUCUCCCUCUCUCCACCAACACCAACUGCUUACUCCACCGCGAUACCAAUCUGCCACCGCCCGCCGCCUUUCCCCGCCUCACUCUGGCUCUCGCCACCGACAGAAAGAUCCAGAUUCCCUUCACAAUUCGUUUCUGUCCGACCUAGAUCUGAACCACUACCCACCCCGCAUCGCCGCCGGGAAUGGCUUCUCCGGAAGCCGAUUCCGGCCUCAAUCAAGUCCUAAUCCCGGCCCUCGACAAGAUCAUCAAGAACGGCUCCUGGCGCAAGCACUCCAAGCUCGUCCACCAAUGUAAGUCCGUUCUCGAACGGCUCUCAUCCAACAACGCCACCACGCCAUUGAGUCCCACCUCGCCGGAGAACCAGUCGGAGCCUGAUCCCGCUUCCCUUCCCGGCGUCAUCAACGACGGCGGUCCGAUUGAGUUCUCUCUGGCCGAUUCCGAGUUCAUUCUCGGCCCCAUCAUUUCCGCCGCAUCUUCCGGCAACCUCAAGAUCGCCGAUCCGGCGCUCGAUUGCCUCCAGAAGCUAAUCGCCCACGGCUACCUCCGUGGCGAGGCGGACACUGUCGGAGGAGGUCCCGAAUCCAAACUCCUUUCCAAACUCAUAGAAUCAGUGUGUAAGUGCCACGAUUUGGGAGACGAGUCAGUCGAAUUACUGGUCCUCAAGACGCUUUUGUCCGCGGUCACGUCAGUGUCGCUGAGAAUACAUGGAGAUUGCUUACUUCAGAUUGUGAGAACUUGCUAUGAUAUCUAUUUGGGGAGUAAGAAUGUGGUGAAUCAGACUACUGCAAAGGCGUCUCUGAUUCAGAUGCUGGUGAUCGUGUUCCGGAGAAUGGAGGCUGAUUCGUCGACCGUGCCGGUGCAGCCAAUCGUGGUAGCGGAGUUGAUGGAACCUCCGGAGAAGGCUGACGCAGAUGGGACGAUGACGAUGUUCGUGCAGGGGUUUAUAACCAGGAUCAUGCAGGACAUUGAUGGGGUUUUGAAUCCCGGGACGCCCCGGAAACCCGGGCCCGUGGUCGGGGUUCAUGAUGGAGCGUUUGAGACUACUCCAACGGUGGAGUCUACAAAUCCUGCAGAUUUGCUUGAUUCAACGGAUAAAGAUAUGUUGGAUGCCAAGUAUUGGGAGAUCAGUAUGUACAAGACGGCGUUGGAGGGACGAAAAGGGGAAUUGGCGGAUGGAGAGGCAGAAAGGGACGACGAUUUGGAGGUCCAGAUUGGGAAUAAGCUUCGUAGGGAUGCGUUUUUGGUGUUUCGAGCGCUCUGCAAGCUGUCAAUGAAAACCCCACCAAAGGAGGCAUUGGCUGAUCCGCAGCUGAUGCGUGGAAAGAUCGUGGCAUUGGAGUUGCUUAAGAUUUUGUUGGAGAAUGCAGGAGCUAUAUUCAGGACUAGUGAAAGAUUUUUAGGUGCCAUUAAGCAGUACUUGUGUCUGUCAUUGUUGAAGAACAGUGCUUCAACUCUUAUGAUUGUUUUCCAGCUCUCUUGCUCCAUUUUCAUCAGUCUGGUCUCAAGAUUUAGAGCUGGAUUGAAGGCAGAGAUUGGAGUAUUUUUCCCCAUGAUAGUCCUCAGAGUGUUAGAAAAUGUUGCUCAACCUAAUUUCCAGCAGAAGAUGAUAGUGCUUCGGUUUCUUGAGAAGCUUUGUAUUGAUUCACAGAUCUUGGUUGACAUAUUCCUUAAUUAUGAUUGUGAUGUAAAUUCAUCAAACAUAUUUGAGAGAAUGGUCAAUGGACUUCUUAAAACUGCUCAAGGUGUCCCACCUGGUGUUGCCACUACACUGUUGCCACCUCAGGAAGGAACCAUGAAGCUUGAAGCUAUGAGGUGUUUAGUGGCUAUUUUAAAAUCCAUGGGAGACUGGAUGAACAAACAAUUGCGCAUUCCAGAUCCUCAUUCACUAAAGAAAUUUGAUGGAGUUGAGAACAGUCUUGAUCCUGGUAAUCUUCCGCUUGUCAAUGGGAAUGGAGAUGAACCUGUUGAAGGAUCAGAUUCUCAUUCUGAAGCCUCUAGUGAAGUUUCUGAUGCUUCAACAAUAGAGCAGCGCCGUGCAUACAAGCUUGAACUUCAGGCAAGUAUAUCUCUCUUCAAUCGGAAGCCUAAAAAAGGUAUUGAAUUUCUGAUAAAAGCAAAUAAGGUGGGGGACUCACCAGAGGAGAUAGCAGAUUUCCUUAAAAAUGCUUCUGGUUUGAACAAGACUUUGAUUGGUGAUUAUUUGGGGGAAAGGGAAGAUUUAUCACUGAAAGUAAUGCAUGCAUACGUAGAUUCAUUUGAUUUUCAAGGUAUGGAGUUUGACGAGGCAAUUAGAGCCUUUCUGAAGGGCUUUAGGUUGCCUGGUGAGGCACAGAAGAUUGACCGUAUAAUGGAAAAGUUUGCUGAGCGUUACUGCAAAUGUAAUUCUAAGGCUUUCACCAGUGCGGACACUGCUUAUGUCCUUGCUUACUCAGUCAUACUGCUCAAUACUGAUGCCCAUAAUCCAAUGGUUAAGAACAAGAUGUCAGCUGAUGAUUUUAUAAGGAACAAUCGUGGCAUAGACGACGGAAAAGAUUUACCUGAGGAGUACUUGAGAUCGUUAUUUGAGCGAAUAUCUAGAAAUGAGAUUAAAAUGAAGGAAGAUGAUCUUGCUCUUCAACAAAAACAAUCUACAAAUUCAAACAGAAUUUUGGGAUUAGAUAACAUAUUGAAUAUUGUGAUCCGUAAACGGUGGGAAGGUACGCGCAUGGAGACCAAUGAUGAUCUCAUGAGGCACAUGCAAGAACAAUUUAAAGAAAAAGCUCGCAAAUCUGAGUCGGUGUAUUAUGCAGCAACAGAUGUUGUGAUCCUCAGAUUUAUGAUUGAGGUGUGCUGGGCUCCUAUGUUGGCUGCCUUCAGUGUUCCUCUUGAUCAAAGUGACGAUGAAGUGGUAAUAUCUCAAUGUUUGGAGGGUUUCCGUUGUGCAAUCCAUGUUACUGCAGUGAUGUCCAUGAAGACGCAUAGAGAUGCUUUUGUGACUUCACUUGCAAAGUUUACUUCUCUACACUCACCUGCAGAUAUCAAACAGAAAAAUAUAGAUGCUAUCAAGGCAAUUGUUACAAUUGCAGAUGAAGAUGGGAAUUAUUUACAGGAAGCCUGGGAGCAUAUUUUGACUUGUGUUUCUCGAUUUGAGCAUUUGCAUCUAUUGGGGGAGGGUGCUCCUCCCGAUGCUACUUUCUUUGCUAUUCCUCAGAAUGAUUUUGACAAAUCCAAACAAACCAAGUCAAAUAUCCUUCCGGUACUAAAGAAGAAAGGACCUGGGAGGAUUCAGUAUGCAGCAACAGCUGUGAGAAGGGGUUCAUAUGAUAGUGCUGGUAUUGGUGGCAAUGCUUCUGGAGGAAUUACUUCUGACCAGAUGAACAAUUUAGUAUCCAACUUAAAUAUGUUGGAACAAGUGGGUGAGAUGAAUCGCAUAUUUACACGGAGUCAAAAGUUAAACAGUGAGGCUAUAGUUGACUUUGUCAAGGCUCUUUGCAAGGUAUCUAUGGAAGAAUUGCGAUCUAUGUCUGAUCCACGUGUUUUCAGCCUUACAAAGAUAGUUGAGAUCGCGCACUAUAACAUGAACCGUAUCCGACUUGUGUGGUCAAGCAUCUGGAAUGUGCUCUCUGACUUCUUUGUUACAAUUGGCUGUUCUGAAAAUCUUUCAAUUGCAAUUUUUGCGAUGGAUUCUUUACGCCAAUUAUCAAUGAAAUUUUUGGAGCGGGAAGAGCUGGCUAAUUACAAUUUUCAGAAUGAGUUUAUGAAGCCUUUUGUGAUUGUUAUGCGGAAAAGUAGUGCUGUGGAAAUUAGAGAAUUAAUCAUCAGAUGUGUCUCUCAAAUGGUUUUGUCUCGUGUCAAUAAUGUUAAAUCAGGAUGGAAGAGCAUGUUUAUGGUCUUCACCACGGCAGCAUAUGAUGAUCACAAAAACAUUGUUCUCUUGGCCUUCGAGAUAAUUGAGAAGAUUGUGCGGGAUUAUUUCCCAUAUAUUACUGAGACUGAAACUACCACUUUUACGGAUUGUGUAAAUUGCCUGAUUGCAUUCACUAAUAGUAGGUUCAACAAAGAUAUUAGUCUCAACGCUAUUGCGUUUCUUCGUCUCUGUGCGGCAAAACUUGCUGAAGGAGAUCUAGGUGCCACAUCAAGGAACAAGGAGAAGGAAGCUUCUGGAAAGAUCUCUCCUUCUUCACCUCAAAAAGGAAAAGAUAGAAAACAUGAUGCUGGAGACUUGGCAGUUAAGGAAGAUCAUCUCUACUUUUGGUUCCCUUUGUUAGCUGGAUUGUCAGAGCUUAGCUUUGACCCAAGGCCUGAAAUCAGGAAGAGCGCCCUUCAAAUACUUUUUGACACCUUGAGAAACCAUGGUCAUCUUUUCUCUUUACCUCUGUGGGAAAGAGUGUUUGAGUCAGUCCUGUUUCCAAUAUUUGACUAUGUUCGUCAUGCUAUUGAUCCAUCUGGUGGAGAUUCAUCCAGCCAGGGGAUUGACAGUGAUAUGGGUGAGCUUGAUCAAGAUGCAUGGCUCUACGAGACAUGCACUUUAGCUCUCCAACUAGUUGUAGAUCUUUUUGUUAAGUUUUAUAACACUGUCAAUCCGCUAUUAAGGAAAGUGUUGAUGCUGCUAGUUAGUUUUAUCAAACGUCCUCACCAAAGCCUUGCUGGUAUUGGGAUUGCCGCAUUUGUUCGUUUGAUGAGCAAUGCAGGGGAUCUCUUUUCUGAUAACAAGUGGUUAGAAGUGGUUCUCUCUCUCAAAGAAGCAGCCAAUGCUACACUUCCUGAUUUCUUCUUCAUUGUUAAUGGGGAUGCUAAAAUUUGGAACAAUGAAGCUGCGUUAUCUUGGCAGAGUAAUGAUGAUACUGCUGGGUCUGGUAUAGCUGAAGAUGAUUCAGACAACUCAAGGAGGGAUGGUUUUUUUGCUGCUAUUUCUGAUGCUAAAUGCCGAGCUGCUGUCCAACUCUUACUCAUUCAGGCGGUGAUGGAGAUAUACAACAUGUAUAGAACUCAGCUUUCAGCCAAACACACUAUAGUCCUCUUUGAUGCUGUACGUGCUGUCGCCCUUCAUGCUCACAAGAUAAACAGCGAUGUGGCCUUACGGUCAAAGCUACAGGAGUAUGGAUCUGUGACUCAAAUGCAAGACCCUCCAUUGUUAAGGCUUGAGAAUGAGUCUUAUCAGAUUUGCCUCACGUUUUUACAAAAUCUCAUACUGGAUAGGCCAGCAAAUUUUGAUGAGGCAGAAGUGGAGGCUUACCUCGUUGACCUUUGCCAAGAGGUCCUAGGGUUCUAUAUCGAAAUUGCACGCUCUGGACAGAUGGCCUCCGAGUCCUCUCUUGGUAGCAGGCUACACUGGUUAAUUCCUCUGGGUUCAGGAAAACGGAGAGAAUUGGCUACGCGCGCACCUCUUAUUGUUGCGACUUUGCAAGCAGUAUGCAGUUUAGGAGAUUCUUCGUUCGAGAAGAACUUAGCUCGCUUCUUUCCCCUGUUCUCGAGCUUGAUAAGGUGUGAGCACGGAUCGAACGAGAUUCAGGUAGCCCUGAGCGAAAUGCUGAGUGCAUCGGUUGGUCCCAUUUUGCUUCGAUCGUGCUGAUCCUCGUGGGCUGAGAUAUGGUGGAGCAGCAGCAGCCGCCUUAGCCUUUGCCUUAGCCUCCCUUGAUCAGGAAUUUUGAUGUUGCAUGUAUUUGUUUGUCUAUUCCUCCCUUGCUGCUGCUACUUGAAGAACAAUAUUUUCAUAUUAAAAAAGAAGAAGAAGAAGAUGAAGAGUUACUCAGCACAGGACGUCUAGUUUUCUCAUAUUUCGAUAAAUUGGUGGGGGGGGGGGGGGGGGGUUGGUUGUUUGGUUAUGUUAUGUAUGGGGUUUGCCUUUUAGAAACAGAAGAUGUUGGCAACAACGUGGUACGAAGCUGUCGCUGUCUGAGUAUGUCCUACGCUGGCACCCACCAAAGAAGGCGUCGCUACCAUUGCAUUGCAGCCAGUUAAUGGGAGCUGAUAAAAAAUAGAAGUUUUUGGAAUGAUUUAUGUGUUGAUUUAAUAAAUACUUUUCAACGUAAAUGUAAUAUAGUUGGGAAUUAGCAUCACCUGAUACCAAAAUCAAAGCUAGAGAUGGAAAAUUUUAAUGUA